AUGGCAUUAAAGAGGGAUCGGACCUCUCCCGACACAGAGAGAGACAAACAAGUUGAAAAAAUGACGGCUUACCAUCGCGAAUUUAUAUAUCCAGUGUUGCCCAUACCGUUGGAACAGAUCUAUGAACUAGCGUCGAAAAUUUUGGGCAAAAAAAUGAAAUUACCGAAAAAUAUUUGCGUUAACGAAGAAGAGGAAGAUUUUCUUCCGGAACUAUCUCCCAUGCCACUGCAAGGCAGGAAAUCACGCGGUAAAAUUGACAGAAAGGGGUCUUCUCUUCAUGCCGAGAAAAAGACAGCUUCGGUGAAUUUAAAUAUUGCUGAGCUCGCCAAACCCGGAGGUCGAAGGGCGUCUGCAUUCCCGGUGCCAGGUGGAGAGGGAAAAAUUUCUGCUUUACCGGGGAUUGAGGAGUUUCAGCGUGAUACAAAUUCGCGCAAAAUGUCCGCUCCGUCAGUCGAUGAUCCUCGGCGAAGUUCUGUCCCGUCUGCUUUGGAUACGGAAUACUGGCGAGACAGAGCUGCGUCAAUAGCGGCUAGUGUAAUUGGAUCAACCGGUGAGUCAAAGAGGCACAAAGCAGUCAUAUGGCCAGAGUUCAGUGACAAUGACAUCAAUCAAGAAAAGUGGGAAGUGCCACACAAGACCAAAGAAAAAGAAAAGGGGAAAAGUCCCAAUCUUCAACAUUUCUUUGAAGAUGCAGACGGUCGGAUUGACAUGCCACCAUCAUUAAAACAGAAAGUAGAUCAUUGGAAAAGGCCACAGGACUUCAUAUUAGAUAAGACACCGAUUGUAUUUGAUGAAAAUGCCACAGAUUUUGAUUUAAUGAGUACCAAUGAACACAUACAUGAUUGCGAGUUAAUGAGAUGGAUCAUUAGUCAAAUUACAACAUUAUGGAGGAUAACCAUGGUAGCGGAUCCGGAAGCUCCAUCUAGUACUAUGGUUUCACCGCCAAUGAAUCAUAUGUGGAAACCAUGGGAACAUAUUUAUGCAAUGAAUAAAGUUGGUAAAGGUCCACACAUACCAGCGUACAACCCUAGUGGUAAAUAUGUAGUCAGGCUGUAUUGGAUGGGUUGUUGGCGUAAGAUAAUAGUGGACGAUACCAUUCCAUUUGAUGACAAUGAAAACAUGUUAUUACCAUCCACAACAGUACAAAAUGAGUUAUGGCCAAUGUUACUAACUAAGGCAAUCAUCAAAGUAGCUUCUCUAGAUUACAAUGGUGGCAGUAAUAAUAGUGAAUUUGGUGACGUUACUAUCAUACAUGUUCUAACAGGAUGGCUACCAGAGACUAUACCAUUACAGUAUGGGCAUAUACACCAGGUAUGGGACUUGGUAAAAAAAUUGUUGCCUGAGUUUACUCUACCUGAACCAGGGGAACAGAAACUCCCAGAGUUGGAUUCCAUGAAGAAAGAUGGUAGCAAAGCAGAAAUAGAGCUUGCUGGAAAAGAUGGUAAAAAAGAUGAAAAGGGAGGAAAAGACGGUAAAGAUAAGGAAAAAGAAAAAUCUGACAAACCCGAGAAACCAGCAAAAGAAAAAGACCAUAAAGAGGAUAAGAAAGAUAAAAAAGACAAGGACAAAGAUAAAGACAAGGACAAAAGACCGGGUACACAGGGGGAGCCUGGGAUAGAUAAAGAUGCAAUUUUAGGUGAUGUUUCUAUGGGUCCACAGGUGGCUAUCUUCAUUAGCUAUGAAAAUCCACCCAAAGUUCCGGCCAGAGUAUCAUUGCUGGGAGAAAUGGCUGAUGCGUCUGAACGUCUACGUCAGUCUGGGCUAUCACAUGUAUUUCCCCAUCCAUUACUUUUAACGCGUACACGUUCCUGUCCAUUGGUUGCUCCCCCACCACCUCCAGUUGUGCCAGCAUGGAAAUUAAUCAGACAGAAAAAGAAGAAAACUACGCCGCAUGAUCAGGCACCAGAGCCUGAGAUAAAAAGACCUGAACAAUGGAUAGAAGUCACCUCCCCGUAUGUUAAUUACAAAGUCAGCCCAAUUCCCAUACCGACUGAUACUAAGAGGCCCAAGUCUUCUCUCUCCAGAGGAGGGGGUUCCCGUCCAAGUACUGCAUUGAUGGGUGAGAUAAUGACAGAAAUUGAUGAAGAUAACCCUGAAAAAAUGGAAGAAUUGCUACAGAAGCUGAAGGAACAAGAAAAAGAGAAACCUAAAGAAGAAUCUCCUCCUGAUAACCAGAAGCUUGAUUUCCCUAAACCAGACACUCCUUCCAUUAAAGAUGGUAAGGAUGGCAAGAAAGGAGCUAAAGAUGAAAAGAAAGAUAACAAAAGAGAAAAAAGUGCAGCAAAACUGGAAAAAAUUGAGGAACCAGGAAAAGGGAGGAAACUGAGCUCAGGUCUAAAGAGGAAAGAAUCUGAGAAAGCUCCAUCGCUUAAAAGUGAAAAAAUGGAGAAAUCAGACAAAGAAAAGUUAACACCAAUUGGAAAAGAUCCAAAAGACCUGAAAGAAAAAGAUAGUUCACUGAAACCUGGUGAUGGCGAUGUUGAUGCGAUGUCGUUGUUGACAGAAACUGCUAGUAAAGCCGACGGCUCAUCCAAUGAAGAGCAGGAAGAAGAUGACAAAGAGAAGGAGAAAGUGGCACCGGUUCAGAAAGAUAUCUGGAUGCAUUUCGAGGAUUUUGCAAAGUGCUUCAAGACUCUGUAUAUAUUCCAUAAACCAAACACAUAUAUCUCUAAUCAUAAAAUGUCAGAUUUGAAGAAACUGGAGCUCAUGAUAAUGCAAAAACAACAAGCUGGUGCCCAGAAUGUGCAGCCUGUGAAUGUUAAGCAGAAAUCGGCAGCACCAGGAGGACCUGCACCUGCAUCAUCGAUGACUGCCCAAACGCCUGCCAGACAACCGUUUAGCCCGUCUCCGCAGCAUCAUCACCAUCAGGGCCAAGGUGACGAUAGACAGCCACAGUAUAUGUUUGUUGAUAGUUUAGAAUCAAGUGAAAUCAUUAUUAGCUUUUCAUCAUUGUCACGUUGGUUUGAUCCACCGCCUGAGCCGCCAAAAACAGCACAUAGCAUGAUACGUGAAAGAAAAGAUCGGGAAUCGGACAAAGACUCGGUUGCUGCUAGUGGUGGCAGUCUCAUAGAAGAUAGGCGUCAUGUGUUACGGUUCAUGAUGAAUGCACCACUGGGAUAUCAUAUACAUCUGUGCUCAUCUACUAAUCUAGUAUUUGGAGAUGAAGAGACGGUGAUGGCAUAUUUAACACGAGAGAGUUGUCGGUUUGUAGAUCACGCCAAUCAAGUAAUGAUGUCCAUCAAAAAUGCCAUCCAAUACUUUGAUGACAAAGACAAUUUUAGUGAAGCCAUGUCCAAACUUGCAAUAUUACAUUACCCAGUCAAGGAGGGUGUCAAGUCAGCCAUGCACAACUUUGAGGUUUUUAAUGAAGCCUUAUAUUCCACUUUACGAAACGCGCUAGGAGAGAAUUUCACAGCAGAUAUGGUAUUUGCUUGGAAAGCAUUUAACUAUGACGUCAUCACCAGAAAUGUACUCGGUGGAGUCUCUAGUCCAGGAAGCCGUCCAGAGGAUACGCACAGUGAAUCUGGAGCCACUGGGGCAUCAAGGAAAUCAGCUAAAGCAGGACGAAAGCGCGAAUCUGUAGAAGCUGUGGCAGGUAACAGAGAACCUACCGAGGAGGAGAUAGCAGCUGCUAUAGAAGUGCAGAAACAUUGGAGAGGGUUUUAUGUGAGAAAAAUCAGACAAGCACGAGAACCGGGUUGCGAGGAGAAUCUCCAAGCCAAGGAACACUUAUUGAAAUCUUGGGCAUUGAUGGAAUCCACAUGGGAACAGCAUGCACUUACUCUAUUCAGAACAAUAUUUAAAAUUGAUCCAGAAUUGAUGCCUAAAUUUCCUUUUUAUCAAGAUGAGUGGAAUAAGAUAUCAUAUUCUGACUACCAAGGCAACUACCCAGAUCAACCACCUAAUACUUGGUUUGUUGUCUUCAGAUACUCAGUGAAGGUGACUGAAGACCAGAUAGCUGCAGUUCAACUCUCUACAUCUAAAUCUGAUGUCUAUAUCUUAUUACAAGUCUUGGAUAACGAAGUGGAAGUUGCUAAGACUACAGGCAAAGGUCACGUUGUUAUUCCAUCAUUUACAUUCUUACGCGAUAGAGAUUCAGGAGAGGAUCAACCACCUAGAAGGUCCAGCAGUAGGGCAUCACAACGAGGAGGUAGUAAAUUACACACGUCUGUAAGUGGUUCAAGUUUGAGUUCUGGUAAAAAGAGGCAGGAAUCAGCUGGUAGUGGCAGAGGCUCUAGAGGUAGCCGUCGAAGCUCAGCUGACUUACAGCGACCUGACGAAGAAGUAGAUGGAGGUAGUGAUAAAGAACAAGAAUACAAGCCACACAAAUACAUCAUCCAGGCCAAAGUCUUGAGGAAGAGUUGGCCUCUAUCAGAAAGUAGCUGGGCCUUUGUACAAGUGCUGAAGGAUCUUGAAAAGAGCGAGCUCAAAGCCAUCAAAGAUCGACCAACCUCAGCACCAAAAAGUGAUAAAGCAGCUACCACAGUGCCGAAAGGUGGCGGCGGUGGAAAGAAAGGAAAAGAUAAGGGUAAAGAAAAGGAACGGGAUAAAUUAUCAACAUCAAGACCUCCUUCUCAACAAUUUGACAUCUCAAAACCUAACUGGACUUUGAGGGUUGUAUUAGACCAGACACCUACAGAGGAAAUUGAAAUAAAAAAAGACACUGAAAGACAAGAUGAAAUCCGUGCAAUGAAACAAGCAUGGGAAGCAGCUGAACCUGGCCGAGCCCUGAAGGCACAGGCAUCUAGGGCAAAGUUCCUAGCAGAACGUAUGAUAAAAACUCAGCCUGAAGAUGACGAACCAACGGAGCCAACUGAGCCAACAAUUGAAGGGCCACCGAAAACGCCUGCAUCUGAAAUUGACGAAAAUCCAGCUGAUGUGAUACUAUUAAAUGAACCGCCUCCGCCUCCUGCACCUAAAGAAAUUUUACAAGUCAUUGACAAAACACCAUUUAUAAGAUCUACCGAAAGUGAACCAAGAUUGCUUGAUGAUGAAGAAAUGAACAGACAGCGCGCUGAACAAGAACAACUCAUACAGCAGUACAAAGCAUUCAGAGAAGAAGUACUUACCUGGAGAGAAGAGGACAGGAAGAGACGUAAUUUAACAAAGGAGAUGCAGAUACAAGAGUGUGAAGAAUUACAGGAGAAACUUGAUAAAGCCAGAAAAGGAAUCAACACACCAAGGGAAGAAUUCCGACAGAAAUUCCUGGAAGCUGAACGGAAACGACUAGAAGAGAUCGCCUCCCAAGAAGCAGCACUGAAGGCAGAACAGGAAAAGAGUUCACCGUCACCUAAAGGACGAAAGAGUGCAAAGGGCAAAAAGAGUGCUGGAAAGAAGAAGAAAUAAAGGAUACAAAUGAAUAUCAAUGAACUUGAAAUGAGGUCUUCCAUCCAGUGUCUAUUACCAAGCUUGUAUAUACUUUAAAACAUGAUCUUAUACUUUCUGAUUUUUUGAUUAAUGUAGAAUACUGCCUCACAUGUAUAUGAUUUCUUUUUUCAUCAUCAGAUUCAAAACCUCUUCGCCCUGAAUGGGUUUUGGUGGAAUCAACAUCACGUCACAAAAUAUGUAAAUAAUAUAUACUUAAAAUGUUCUCUUGUGCGUUGAAAUGAUUGGUUCACUUCUGUUAAUAAAUUUAAUUAAAUAUAAAAUUUAAUUAGAUAUAAAAAGUCAAUGUAUAUACAUCUAAUAAAUUUUUUUUUAUGGCCACCUAUGAUUGUAUUCGAAUGAGUUUCUUAUUAAACCCAUUCAGCUGCAAUAAUAUCUUUACCAAGUCCAGGAAAACUGAAAACCGAGUAAAGAAUACAUGACUUGUUGUGCUCAUAAUGGUGUCACUAUGAGUAUGUAGGUCAUAUCUGAUCAUGCUUUCUUCCUCUUGCUCCAAACUUGGUAUUUUCUUUUUGGUUUUUGCACUUUUGUGUUUUGUACACUUUCAUUUGUGGAAUGUCACGAUGAUGUCCGCAUGAAUAAAAAACUGAAAUGUUUUCAUGUUUUAUUAAUAAUGUGUUGCAGGUCAGCCGUCCAUUGUACAGUUUUAUUGUUGGAAUGUGAAUUUGAUAUUUUAACUGAUGCCCUUUUUUUUAAAUUGCUCCAUUAAUAUGUACAUUCGUCAUGGUUUUUGUAAAAACAAUAUUAUAUGCAAUGUAUUACAACAUUGUUUUUUAAUAUUUCUAUUUUCAACAAUUUGAAUAAAGUGUUGAUUUUAAG
This is a messenger RNA of Saccoglossus kowalevskii, 6204 nucleotides long. Its product is annotated as androglobin-like. The record is from RefSeq and is a predicted model, not a curated record. Gene Ontology annotation, biological process: proteolysis. NCBI's taxonomy places the organism in Eukaryota, Metazoa, Hemichordata, Enteropneusta, Harrimaniidae. Gene Ontology annotation, molecular function: heme binding; oxygen binding; calcium-dependent cysteine-type endopeptidase activity.